Messenger RNA from Bubalus bubalis (water buffalo), 2245 nucleotides. It is a transcript of the gene MANSC4, whose product is annotated as MANSC domain containing 4. The transcript is spliced from 5 exons. The record is from RefSeq and is a predicted model, not a curated record. NCBI's taxonomy places the organism in Eukaryota, Metazoa, Chordata, Mammalia, Artiodactyla, Bovidae. Bases 210 to 1469 code for a protein of 419 amino acids.
UGUUUAACAAUCACCCCAAAAUUUGUUUUAAAAAAUUGAAAGUCUGCUUUUACAUUGGAACUUGUAGAUUCUUUAAAAUGCAACCUUGAUCUCCCUGUGAACAUCAUCUGAAAGCAAAAGCAUUAAACAACCGUGGAUUGUUCCCUUACCCCUGCCAGAAACACGAGCACUUCAAGGAAUUAUACAUCACACAAAAGAAGCCACAUUUAAUGCGACUGAAAGAUGUGGAGGUUAGAAAGUUGACUUUCCGGUUUACGGCCCCAAGGUUUGGACUAAUCCAAAUAGCUCCUGGAAUCUCAGGGGAAAACAGGAAGCACUCUUUUGUUCCUCAUCUGUCUCCUGUUUUUGCCUUUAGGAAGCCUUUCUUCCCUCUUUCCUCUGAACAGAUGAAAGCCUGUUCGCAGAGAAAGAAGAAAAGCAGAGGAGAGAAUCUACGUCUACCGGAGGCUAAAGGACAGAGUACUGAAAUGGCCUGGAAAGUGUUCAGAAUUAACAUCAGCAAGUCAUCAAGUCCCAGAGAAUGCUGGAUCCGUCGCUUCCCAGGUCUUCUGAUUGACCUGGAGGAGUCUCAGAAGCUGGGGGCCCAGUUCCUGAGGUAUUAUUCCGAAAACACUGGUCAGAAGUGCAGUCGGAACUGCUGUCUUAGGAAGGAUGUGUCCUGUAACCUGGCUGUCUUCUUCCACGACCCUAUUCAUGACAAUGUCAACUGCCUCCAUGUUCACUGCCCAGCCCUGGAGAGCUGCAUACUGGAGCCUGGAGCCAGUGCCAUUUUAUAUAACAUAACAGAUGGUAUAGAUCCUGAUUUGCUGGUUUUUGAACAAUCACUGCCUACAUAUCUAAAUACCCGUUCUUCAUCUGAUACAUGGGAGAGACUAAGGAUUCUAAAAGCUAUGUAUUUAGAUAAACAACAAACCACCAUGAUAAACCAAAUGCUACCAUCAAUAGAGGCUCCGUCACCAACCACACAUCAAGAUUUGUUGGCAACCACAAAUAAUACUAGGUAUUCCAAGGAAUUGACCACAGACUCUUGGGCAAGAUUCAUUGCCCUGAAUGACUCCAUUACCACAAAGAUAAAUACGGUGUCAGCCAGUACUGACUUCAUCAACAAUCCAGAUAACAAGACUGUUUCUCCUUUCUUUGUGCCCAGAGACACAAAACUUUCUCAUAUGCCUAGUCCCUCCCAACUCAACAGCAGUAAACAAUUGCUAAACAAAACCAAAGGGUCCAACAGCAGAAACCAUACAUCUAAGAAUGAAGACUCAACACCUGGUGGGGCACCUGUGACUGGUGCAAAGGCAUGGGUGGUUCCUGUGGCCCUCUGCACCCCUGUCAUCUUUCUUUGCUCUUGUGUAGUCAUCCUGGCAUCUGGUUGCUGUCGAAAGCAGUACGGCCAGUAUAAACCAGGGCAGAGAAAGUCAGGACCCAGGCAAAUUAAAAAAUGUGCCCAUCAGAAGGAGUUCUCUUACUAAUGAAAGGUGAGAGCAUUUUGAGUAUCAUUUUUAGUUUUCUUAAGCAAUUUGGUUUAAAAAAAGGAAAAAAAUAAAGCACAGAUGCCCAUUCAUACCAAUCUCUAAAGAAGGCCAAUGUUUGAUAAACAUAACUGCUUUUUGUGAUUAUAUCCAUUUAUUGAAUAGUGUACCCUUUGCCAAGCUUCAAAAUUCUGACCCCUGCAGUUAUUCAGCACAACGUAAGAGAGACAGUUCUAAGUGCUGUAUGUGUAUCGACUUGUUGAAUAUUUAGAACUCUGUGGGUUUUCAUUAACCAUCAUACUGAUAUUUUACAGAUGAGGAAACAGGAGAAAAAAGGCUAAGUAUAUUGCUGAAAGUCACACAGCUAGUAUGUAGCAAAGCCAGAUUUCAUAGGCAAUAUGGUUCAAAGGUCCACGCUUGAAAUCCAUGUUGGACUACAAGCCUCCACUUCCCCAGUGAGUAUGGAAAAAAGAUACAGAAGAAAAACACCAUAUUUUUCUCCCAUUAAGGUCAUAUUACCAUCACAUAUGUUAAUGAAAUCUUUUAGUGGUUUGAGCAAAAAAGCUUCUUGAUCUUUUAUAUAGUUUUCAAUGUUCAAUUUAUUUAUCUUUCUCAAUCCUAAUCCAUCCUCUUCAUUUUCUAAAACAUGUCUCUCAAUGAUUAUGGCAGAGAUUUCUGAGUUUUCUGUUGAAUAAAUGUUGGGAGUUUUAGUUUAUGUUCCUCAGUUGUAUACAUUGUUUCCCCAGGGCAAAUAUUAGCUCUAGGUAUUUCAAGCU